Prunus mume (Japanese apricot) is the source of this 1029-nucleotide messenger RNA. RefSeq lists its product as uncharacterized. The record is from RefSeq and is a predicted model, not a curated record. Gene Ontology annotation, biological process: regulation of DNA-templated transcription. Gene Ontology annotation, cellular component: nucleus. Lineage: Eukaryota; Viridiplantae; Streptophyta; Magnoliopsida; Rosales; Rosaceae. Gene Ontology annotation, molecular function: DNA-binding transcription factor activity, RNA polymerase II-specific; RNA polymerase II cis-regulatory region sequence-specific DNA binding.
AUGGCAAACAAUGGUGCUAUAUAUGUAACAGAAAGCCCAAAUGCCUUCAGCUGCUUCUCCUCUGCUCCCUCCUUUUCCUCUUCUUCUCCCUCUUGUUCAAUGGGAAUGGUUUAUGCAGAUAUGGGCUCCCUUUCACUUAGUUCCAACUAUGGCCUUGUUUCAUCUGUUUCUUCUCAGGAGAGUAGCUAUAUCUCAAAGCUUUCUGAAGUGGAAAAUGGGAGGGGGUUUUGGGGUUUUCCUCCUAUGGGGAACUGCAACAACAGAAGCUCUGAGGACUACCACCACAACACUGACAUUGGUGACGGUAAGGGCUCAGAUAGCAGCAGUGAUCACGAGAGUGGGGAAAAUAAUCAGACUUGUAUGAAUGAUCAGAAAGCCAACCUAAUAAACCAUGAGAAGUACCCUAAUGAGAAUGUGGUGAUUGGUGGGAAGGAAACAGAAAGUGGGCAGUCAAAACAUUGUGCCAGAGGGCAUUGGAGGCCUGCAGAAGAUUCCAAGCUCAAGGAACUUGUCGCUCUUUAUGGCCCUCAGAAUUGGAACCUCAUAGCAGAGAAGUUGGAAGGAAGAUCAGGUAAGAGCUGUAGACUAAGAUGGUUUAACCAGUUGGACCCAAGGAUCAACAGAAGAGCUUUUACUGAAGAGGAAGAAGAUAGACUAAUGCAAGCUCAUAGAGUAUAUGGAAACAAAUGGGCCAUGAUAGCUAGGCUCUUUCCUGGAAGAACUGAUAAUGCUGUCAAGAACCAUUGGCAUGUUAUAAUGGCCAGGAAGUACAGAGAACAAUCCAGUGCUUACAGGAGGAGGAAGCUCAGUCAAACUGUUUACAGAAGAAUGGAGGAAGAUCCAAGCUUCAAUGUCUCAAGGAGUACAGAGCCUCCAUCUUACUGUACUCUCAAUCUCCCCCCAAAUGGAGGUCUCAGCAAUAGCACUUUAUCUCCUUUCCCAUAUGGAACAAGCUACAAUGGUGUUGUUGGUUGUGGGGUUGACUAUUAUGGCUCAAACGGCUCACCCAACAUGACCAGUGCGGAAGAA